AUGGAGACCCUACUCCCCCCCGGCGGCUUCCAGCUGCCCUUCCGCAACAGCCUCUCCCGCCUCUACAACGACACCAAGAAGUCCUCCGACUUCGUCCAGGCGCCCGUCCCGCGCGAGAAGCAGCAGGACCCGGACGCCGCCGGCCUGCACCGCAAGCUCCGCAUCCAAAAGGACCGCCUCGUCGGCUGGGGCCUCGAGUGGUCCGACCCCGCCGCCCAGACCGCCGAGAUUGACGAGUCGCUCUCGCGCGCGGGCCUCGCAGAGGUCGUCGCCAGCAUCAUGUCCACCAUCAAGGACAUCCUCGCCGAGGCCGAGCAGCUCUGGCUGAGCGGAAGCGGCGGCGCGGACAACAAGGAGAAGAAGGACAAGAUGGUGCAGUGGGAUCGGGCUCGCUUCGAGGACCUGGUCAAUGACUUUACAGCGUCCGUGGACACCCUCUAUGACCUAUCAAGAGCACGCGGCGCCGCGAUGCGGACACCCUCCAAAGAUGGCAGCUCCGGCUCCUACAAGGCAGCCACCGCCGCCGCCGCCAGUUCCCGCUCGUUUGAGCCGACGCGCAUAAAUACACCGCAAGUCAUCGACCCCGCGCAGCUCACCGAGAUCCCGCCCGCCCAGACCCAGCUGCCCCCCGGCACUGACGCCUCCGCGCAGCCCGCCGUCGUGCUCAUGAGCAAGACGGCCUACGCGGACAUGGCGCGCGGCCGUACCCUCGCGCCUUGGGGCCCGCUGCUGCUCGAGUACGCGCCCUUCGACGCCAUCUACGCCGCCACCGGCAUCGCGCCGCCCAUGGCGCGCUUCGAGCGGCUCUCCGCCGGCCUCUCCACCCACCCGCCGCCGCAGUCGCGGUGGUCCGGCCUGCCGCUGCUGCUCGGGUACUUUGAGGACCUGGAGCGCGCGCGCUUCGGUCUCGUCUACCGCCUCCCCGCGCCGCUCGACGCCCGUGUCCUGGACGCCUACAGGAGGGCCGCGACGCACGACAUGCGCUCGCUGCGCGUGCUGCUUGAGGACCCGGCGCGCGAACCCCCCCUCGAGGCCAAGUUCCGCCUCGCGCGUAACAUCGCCGGCACCGUCUUCGACAUGCACGCGCGCGGUGUCACGCACGGAAAGCUCGCCGCGGACAACGUCCUGUUUUGCGACGAGGAGGCCGCGGCCGAGGGGGUCCUGCCGCUGAACGCGGCGGUAGACGUGCGACGGCCGCUGAUCUCGUCGUUUGACGUCUUUUCCGAGCCCAAGACGAGCGAGUCGCAGAGGUCGUCUGUGCUCCAUGUCGCCGACGAGCGCGUGCUGGAGCUGCAAGCGCUCUCCGUGCUGCUCCUGUCCGUCGGUCUCUGGAUGAACGUCGAGAGGCUGCCGUCGGACGACGCCGGAAUUGCGUCGGCCAUGGCUUUGCUCGAGGUUAAGUGCGGCGGCCUGUACGCCAAGGCGGUCCGCACCUGCGGGGAGGCGAUGGGAACCGGCGGCGAGGAUCGGGAGGCCGCGCUGGUGCAGGUGCAGAUGCGCAUAGGCCGCUUCCUCGAGACGUGCUGCAUCCUGGACGGCGUCAGCGGUUGGGAGAAGAGACUGGAUGCGGACAUGAAGGAAGAGGCGAGGCAGUCGAGCGAUGCCAAGCACAAGCACGACAUUGCCCAGCCUUCCUCACAACCGCAGGCCCUCGCACCAGAAGACGCGACCACUCACGGCGUGCGCGAAGCACAGCCUGCAAAGCCCGCCGCCAAGGAGCACAAGCUCAGGCUGUACAGCCAGGUGCCGCUGCCCGCCGAGGCGGUCGAGAAGUGGAACACGAUCCUCAUGCCGCAGAUCAACCAGGCGCUGCGCCACUUCUACCGCAAGCACCCGGAGUCGGUCGAGAUCUCGCUCGAGUCCAUCGGGCUGAGUCCGCAGCAGACGGAGCCGACGGUGCUGGUCGUGUGCUCCUCCGUCGGCAAGGUGCGCGCCAUCCUCAACAAGCGCGUCGGCGGUCUGUUUGACGGGUCCACGGGGUUCGCGCUGCGGGUUUGUCGCGGGCAUGUGGUCCGGUCCCGCGCCGCCCGGCGCUCCAUGGCUACUUCUACGCACGACGACGACGGAGAGUUGGUGGAGGCUGUGAACCCGCAGUACCAGGAGCGCCCGGGCAACGGUGCGAGCAUCGGCGCGUGGAUCGGUGACCGACACCUGCCGCCGGUCAGCUUCGGCGGGCUGGUCGUGGUGGACGGAAGGACGUACGGCAUGACGGUGCACCACAUGCUAGACGACCCGGACCGGGACGACCUCGGCGGCCAGGGGGCGCAGCGCAGCGCAGCCUACCGCGACGCGGCCCAAUAUGACGAAAGCACCGACGACGGCGAUGAUGACGACGAUGGCUACGAGCUAUCCGACACGGAGUCGGAAGCGUACUCUGACACGGACAUCACAAGCGACUACGGCGACGACGACAGCGACGACGACGACGACGACGACGAAGAGGCAGCGGAGCCGGGCGACAUUCCCGGCGUCGAGCCCGGCUGCGGCGACGGCUACGUAGUCACACAGCCCGCCCUCGACGACGUCGAGGAGGGCUUCUACCCGUGCACCGAGACCGAGGACGAGGACCACCUCGCCACCUUCCGCCUCGGCGCCGUCUACGCGUCCAGCGGCAUCCGCCGCCGCCGCGACCCGCACCGCGGCCUCGUCCACGAGGUCGACUGGGCGCUCUUCGAGUUCGCCCCCGACCGGCUCCCCGACGACCAGCCGGGGUGCGGGCAGCCGCAACAGCCGACCGUGCUCGCGCCGUCCGCCGCGCUGCCCGGCAAGCACGUCCGGUGCGUCGCGCGCACCAGCGGCUCCCGCCAAGGCCUCAUCCUUCCCGCCCUGUGCAGCGUGCGCAUCUACGGCCGCGUGUCCCCCAGCCACGCGCACCAAGUCGCCAGCACCGAGCCCUCCUCCUCUGGCUCUCGGGCGAUGGGCAUACCGGGGGACAGCGGGGCGUGGGUCGUCGGCGCCGAGGACGAUGGGGACUUGUGCGGCCACGUGCUCGCGUGGAGCGCGCGGAAGCGCGUCGCGUAUAUAUGUCCGAUGGACGUGCUGCUGCUGGACGUGGCGCGGACGCUGGGCGCGCGCGAGGUGCGGCUGCCGGGCGGCGAGCCGGUGGUGGUGCUGGAGGAGGAGGAGGAGGAGGAGGCGGAGGAGGAGGCGGAGCAGGUCAGGGGGGAGGUGGUGCUGCCGAGGGCGAUGGGCGGUGGUGCUGCGGCGCGGAGCCUGGCGAGGGAGGUGGCGGACGUGACGAUGGGCGUCAAGGGCAUCGAUGUGAGGAGUUGA
Messenger RNA from Cordyceps fumosorosea ARSEF 2679, 3273 nucleotides. RefSeq lists its product as hypothetical. Lineage: Eukaryota; Fungi; Ascomycota; Sordariomycetes; Hypocreales; Cordycipitaceae. The transcript has a single exon. The record is from RefSeq and is a predicted model, not a curated record. The coding region runs from base 1 to 3273 and encodes 1090 amino acids.